AUGUCCACUGGUCCAGCUUCUUUGGACUCGUCAAACUGUGGGCCGCCUAUUUCAACCCAUGUCACAGGCUGCACCUUAUGCCAAGAUGUCAUUGAGCCUAUCCCUUCUUCAGCCGCUACUCCUUCUGUACCGUCCCCAUCCCCAUCUGUUGGUUCUCAUUCAUCUACAGAACAAACUCAUCAUCCUAUGAUUACACGAGGCAAAGCCGGUAAUCAACCACAGUUUAUCACCUCUUGUAUCUCAAGUUUAAAUCAUGAAUUGUCUAUAAAGGAUCUCGACGAGUUGAGUUAUUUUCUUGGUCUUGUGGUGAUUUAUACUAAUGAUGACCCAAGAGACACAUAUACCAAAUUUACAUUUGGCCAAUCAAGUGAAGAGAGAAGGAGCAAGAAGGGGUUACUACACCUCCGGAUACAGGGUGAGGUGUUUUUGGAUAUACUUCCGGCUACCUUUCGUCUAAACUGUGUGGUGGGAGGAAUGACGCAGGCUCCCCUCACACCAGUGGAUAACCCUGCCGUUUACCACCACUACCCCGCCCUGCCGUUUGUCACCAUCACCUUUUGCCACCAUUUGCAUCCGACUGCCUCUUCUUCCCACCAUAAGCAAACCCCAAUCUUCUAUUCACCCAUAUCAAUGUUGGAAAACCAUGCAACACCACCGCCAGUAGGGUUGCCGAUGGCAACAAUUUCGAAUAUUUCCAACGGCGGUUUAUUGUGA
Messenger RNA from Lactuca saligna, 714 nucleotides. The record is from the annotation of a GenBank genome assembly. Lineage: Eukaryota; Viridiplantae; Streptophyta; Magnoliopsida; Asterales; Asteraceae.